AGAACCCCUCACCGGCCGCGGCUCGCCUCGUCUCCCAUUCUUUAUUCUCUUCUCUUCAUCUUUCAUUGAUCGGGGGAGUUGAGACGAUGAGCAGGUGGCCAGGAGACUGGAACUGCUGGUCAUGCCACCACCACAACUUCAGCUGGCGAGACUCGUGCCAGCAAUGUGGCAACCUGAGGUCGUCCAGUGGCGACCCCUCCUACGCCGCCCUCGGAGGUGUACGUGGAGGGUCCUCAUUCGUCUUCAGCGUCUCGAAUCACGUCCGGCCUGGAGACUGGUAUUGCUCCUGCGGCGCUCAUAACUUCGCCAGCCGAUCCAGCUGCCACUCUUGUGGUACCUCCAUGGACAUUGACCACAAGGAAACGCCUGGCUCACGAGGUGUCGCCUACGGUGGCGGCGGCUGGAAGUCCGGGGACUGGUUAUGCACCAGGUCGGGCUGCAAUCAGCACAACUUCGCUAGCAGAAGGGAAUGUUAUCGAUGCAAGACACCCAAGGGAUGCGGCAUUUAAAGCCAAUGGAAAAAGGCCGGAGAGAGGGGCGACAUGACCGAAUGAACAGAGUGGGAUUAAUGCUUCCCACCACCUAUAUAAUGAUUUU
This is a messenger RNA of Musa acuminata subsp. malaccensis (wild Malaysian banana), 597 nucleotides long. Lineage: Eukaryota; Viridiplantae; Streptophyta; Magnoliopsida; Zingiberales; Musaceae. The record is from RefSeq and is a predicted model, not a curated record.